CGCGUUCACUUCUACCCCAUGGUCUAUUCUUCUCCAUCUUCCAUCGCUGUCCCGCGAUGUCUUCGUCGUUCUCGCCUCGGUCUUCCAUCAGGUGUGUUGCAGGACCAUCUCAGGAAAAUACAGAUUUUAUGCUCCACACGAAUCGCAACUCAUAAGGUGUUUGUAAACGCAAGAAAGACAAUUCUUGUGAAAAAUGGUAGGAACCUUUUUUUUUUUUUUUUUUUUUUUUUUUUUUUUUGUAUAUUGAUAUCUUUUUUUUUUAGAGGAUAAAAAUAAUAAAUUUCAGUAUUUUUUUUUUUGAUAAGAACAUAGUUGUAAAAAUGAGAAAUAAUAAACCAUUUGUUGGUGAAUAUGCCUAAUCACUGUUAUCUUUUAUUUUUUAAUGUAAUAUUACUUUUCGAAAAAAUAAAAACAGAAAGACCCAAAUGUAUAUAUUUUUAUGUUGUAUAAAUAGACAUCCAUUAGAUAUACAAAGUCUUUCUUAUGAUGUUUUCAUUGACAAGUAUUGUUAUUUUAUGUUAUUAUUAUUAUUAUUUUUAUCUAUUAGAGCAUUAUUUUUUUCAAAAAAUAAAAACAAAUAUACCAAAAUAUCUUUUUGUGAUGUAAAAAUAGACAUCUAUAGAUGUUGCUAUAGGAAGUGUUUUAUUUUAUUAAAAAAAUUCCAGAAUUUAUUAUUUUUAGCCUUAAAAAAUGUUUUCAUAUUGAUGAAAAAAAAGGGAAUAAAGAAUUAUGUAUUCCUACCGUUCUCACGAGAAUUACUGAAUCCUUCAUUUUCAAAGUUGGCAAUAUAUAAACUUGCAUGGGGCAUCUUCAAAUUUUCAUCAAUACAAACAACAAGAAAUCGCCAAUUAAGAUUUGCAUUUACAUCAUGCAUCCUUGUGUUUUUAUAAUAUUCUCACUUCUCUUCUCAUGUCUUGAGACUACAACUGCCAACCAAUUGGCAGCAGUAGGAGGAGGAGAUGAUGAUAAUGGUGCUGUGAACAGGUGUUUUGAGAAGGAGAAAGACGCUCUCCUUCAUUUCAAAUCUCUCCUUCAAGACCCUUCUGAUUGUCUCUCUAUGUGGACAGCUGAACAAGACAACUGCUGUGAAUGGAGUGGAGUGACGUGCGACAGCAAAACAGGUCAUGUCACAGAGCUUGAUCUGAUGUUAUGUGGUCUUGUAGGUGAGAUUAGCCAUUCAUUGGUUAACUUAACCUACUUGAACUAUCUUGAUCUUUCCGGAAAUUCUUUUCAUGGAACCAUUCCUGCGAUCAUUGGUUCGUUGACUCAAUUAAGGUCCCUUUACCUUGGCUACAAUAAUCUUAAUGGAACCAUUCCCAGGUCCAUUGGUUCCUUGACCCAAUUAAGAGGCCUUUCUCUUUCCUACAACUCUCUAUAUGGAGCCAUUCCUCCAGAGUUCGGAAACCUCACCAACUUGGAAGGGCUUUACCUUUCAUAUGUUGGAAUGUGUAGACUUGAGAACCUUGAGUGGUUGUCUCCUCUGUCUCAUCUGGAGGGACUUGCAAUGGAUGGGAUUUCACUGGCCAAAACAAAUCAUUGGGUAGAUGUUAUUCUCAGUCUCCCGAAACUCUCGCUUUUAAGUUUAGAUGGAUGUGAGCUGUCACAGGUCAUUUAUCCAUAUUCUUCUUCAUUUCUCAACUCUUCUUCUUCAUCUAUUGAAGUCCUUUAUCUUGAAAACAACAGUCUCACCUCAUCCAUGUAUCGUUGGUUGUUCCCAUUAACCAGCAAUAGCCUUAUAUAUCUUGAUCUCUCUGGCAACAUGUUAGAUGGGAUACCCAAAUAUCUUGGUAACCUCUGUAGUUUGGUAAGUUUGAGAUUUGAUAGGAACUCUGCUGUUGUCACUUUUCCUGAUUUUCUCAACAACUUGUCUGGAUGCACAUCGCUUUCAUUACAAUUGUUAGUUGCUUCCAACAACCAAUUUACAGGGUCAUUGCCGGAUGAGAUCCAAAAGUUUACAUCCCUAACAUAUCUGUUUCUCUCUACGAAUCAAUUAAAAGGAACUAUAAGUAAGAAACUGUGGGAACUGCCCAACCUUAAAUAUCUUGAUCUAUCCAAAAACUCACUCCAUGGAUUUCCUUCCUCAGAUUACAUGUCAAACCAUUCUCAUAUAGAAUCUAUUCAACUAAGCUCUUGCAAGCUAGGGCCUCACUUCCCCAAAUGGAUUCAAAAGUUGAAAAACCUUACCAGUCUUGAUAUUGCAAAUAAUGGUAUUUCAGAUACUAUUCCUGUCGAGUUUUGGGGCUCGUGGCCAUCCCGGUUAACAUUCCUGAAUCUUUCUUCCAACAACAUAAGUGGGAAAGUACCAGAUCUGUCAUCAAUAUUUUACAACAAUUCAGUGAUAGAUUUAAGCUCCAACAGCUUUGAUGGUCUAAUAACUAAUGUCUCUUCCACUGUGGCAUUACUAAAUCUUUCCAGAAAUAAAUUUUCUGGAGGAAUCUCCUUUUUAUGUGAGGUUAUCCAUGGCUUUUUAGUUAUACUUGACCUCUCUCAUAACUAUCUAAGCGGACAAAUUCCAAACUGCUUGUGGCAUUUCAAAGAACUAAAAGUUCUUAAUUUAGAACACAAUAAUCUGUCUGGAAGGCUUCCUGCUUCUGUUGGAUCUAUGAUUAAGCUCGAGGCAUUGGAUUUAUACAAGAAUGAUUUCUCCGAAGAAUUUCCUUUGUCUGUUAAGAAUUGCACGAGCUUAAAAUCAUUGAAUUUGGGUGCCAACAAGUUUUCUGGAAAUUUGCCUGUUUGGAUCGGGGAAAGCUUAUCUGGGUUGUAUGUUCUUAUGUUAAGAUCGAACAACUUCUCUGGAAGCAUCCCUUUACAAUUAUGUCAAUUAGCAAGUCUUCAAAUUCUAGACUUGUCGGUUAACCAUUUCCAUGGAACCAUACCCUCAUGUUUGAGUAAUCUUACCAUCAUGGUGCAACAAGGUUUCCCUCAAGUACAAAAUUUAGAACGUGGAGUUUCAGUAUAUUCGUAUAAUGUUGACCAUGUGAUGAUCCAGUGGCAAGGAGUUGAACGUGAAUUCGUCAGAAGUAAUAUGGUAUUGUUGAGGAGCAUCGACCUGUCAAGCAACAACUUAACAGGGGAAAUCCCAUAUCAGAUUACCAAUCUUGAUGAACUGAUUGCACUCAACCUAUCAAAGAAUGCUCUAUAUGGAAAGAUUCCAUGGAACAUCAGUGAGAUGAAAAAUCUUUUAACUUUGGAUUUAUCUAGAAACAAGUUUUUAGGAGAAAUACCCUCAACCAUGUCUCAAAUGACCUUAUUGAGUUACCUAGACGUGUCGUGUAAUAACCUGUCAGGGAGAAUCCCAUCCAGCACACAACUUCAGUCCUUUGAUCCUUCAAGAUACAAAGGGAACUUAGGGCUAUGCGGACCUCCCCUUACCAAAAAAUGUCCUCUAGAUGAAGAAUCGGAAAUACAACACAACAUUGGUGAAAGUGAGGGUGAGGGUGAAGGUGUAGACGAACUUCAUGUAUUGGAUUUUGGAUAGCAUGUGGUGCUUUGCUCCUCAACCGCCGUGGAAGAUAUGCUUUUUUUAUGUUUCUUGAUAGCUUCAAAGAUUGGGUUUAUGUGAAGGUGGUGGUGUUCAUUGCAAAUUUACAAAAAAGAUAGAACAUAGAUAGUCAUGUAAAACCAUGUUUCAUUUUUGUAUUUGGCAUGGGUUUUUAAGUCCCAUUUAUCAAUAAAAUUGCCACCAACACCACGGGUGGCCAUUUUCACUGCUGUGUGAAAUAA
Messenger RNA from Lactuca sativa (garden lettuce), 3723 nucleotides. The record is from RefSeq and is a predicted model, not a curated record. NCBI's taxonomy places the organism in Eukaryota, Viridiplantae, Streptophyta, Magnoliopsida, Asterales, Asteraceae.